Hirundo rustica (Barn swallow) is the source of this 2454-nucleotide messenger RNA. It is a transcript of the gene DEUP1, whose product is annotated as deuterosome assembly protein 1. The transcript has 15 exons. Bases 235 to 2121 code for a protein of 628 amino acids. NCBI's taxonomy places the organism in Eukaryota, Metazoa, Chordata, Aves, Passeriformes, Hirundinidae. Gene Ontology annotation, biological process: de novo centriole assembly involved in multi-ciliated epithelial cell differentiation; centriole replication. The record is from RefSeq and is a predicted model, not a curated record. Gene Ontology annotation, cellular component: deuterosome; centriole.
CUCGUACCGCGGCCACAGCGGCAGCGGCGGGCGCGGAGGGGAGAGCACGGCAGGUUAAAACGACAAUCAGUGUUAUGGAGGAGGACUUAGAAGUGUUCCAGGAACAAGCGGUGACUAACUGGAGAAGUUGCUGAUAACUAAGACAAGACAUCUUAUUGCUUUGGCUAAUACUCACUGUUUCUAGCUACUCCAUGUGAAGCUGAACUUCAGGAAUUAGUGCAUCAAAUUGACAUCAUGGUAAACAGAAAGCAAGUAGAAUGGGAAAGAAAGAUGAGAGCUUUGGAAGCAAAGAUGGAUAUCCAGGAUCAAGAAUUAGCAAGUACCCAAAGCAAACUGGAUCAAAAAGGUCAAGAGGUGGGACUGCUUCAACAAGAAUUGGAAAACUUACAGAAAACUAAAAAUGAAAUGGCUCAGAGUUAUGAAACUCAGCUUCAAGCACUGAAAUCUCAAUUCUCAAAGUUGACACAUAGUUAUGAAAAGCUACAGUCACAUCAGUUAAAACAAAAAUACCUCAAAAGUAGAGAAAAAUGUGAGGAAAACCUGGAGACAUCAUCUGACCCUAGGAAUUUAUAUGUGAAACUGGAGGAAUUUAAGGCAAAAUCACAAGAAUGGGAGAAGAAUGGGACAACCUGUGAAAAUAACCCUGUUUAUGUAGAUAUGCAACCAAAAUUAUUGCCUGAGAAAUGUAAUUUACUUCAGAAGCAGACCCAAAAUUAUCAACUCCAAAUACACAAUAAGAAACAAAACCAAGAAGAGCUAAUUACCUAUACCCAGCCCAAAAGUGAAAACGAUGAUUUGAUUAUUGAAAAGCUAAAGUCGAUUGUGAAUGAAAUAACAAGAAACAAGGAUAAACUGGUAGAAGAAAAUAUGAAACUCCGUGAGGAUCUAAAAAUGUACCAAAAUCAGUGCCAGAACAUGGAGGCAGACGUCUCAGAAAUGAGAAAUGAGCUGCAGUCAAGGGAUGGUUUCUGGAGAAGGAUACAACAGGAAUGCCAAAAGUUGUAUACAGAAUUACUGAAAAUCAAAGGGUACAAUGAUAUUCAGGAAAUUCAAAUAAGGCAUCAAUCAUCUCAUGUUCAGCUUACUGAGCAACUAGAAAAUAAAAACACUGAGUUAUUGCUGUCUGCAGAAAGUGGAGAACACCAAGAGGAAAAGCUGAACAAGAUAAGAAACCAUGUUUAUCGAAAGGAGCAAUCCCAUUGCUUUGAGCAGGAAAGAAUGAAGACAGAAAUCUCUGACCUGACAGAGGAGCUUCAUCAGAAGGAGAUCACUAUAGCAACUAUCAUGGAGAAAGCUAGUCUUCUGGAAAGACAGUUAAAACUGGAGUUAGAGACAAAACACAAAUUGUUAACAAAACAACAGUUGCUGGAAUUCCAUUACCAAGUUAUCAAAUCUGAAAAUACACAUUUAAAAGAAAUGGUGGAAAACCAGGAAUGUGAAAGUUGCAUGUGUAUAGAUUUAUGUAACAAAGAACAUGGAAAUUUCACAGCUUCUGUUCACAAAAUGAAAUGUGAGAAUUUAAGACUACAAAAUAACCUUGUUAAACUACAAAAUGACACAGAACCAUCGAUAGUGAGCUGCAUGGAUACAUACAGGGAAGCCGAGCACAGCUACCAAACCCAUUCAAAGAUGCAAGAAAAGGAAGAGAGAUCUUUCCAAAAUAAAGAUUCAUGGGAAGUGGAAUGUCAACAGACUGCUGUGCUCACUGCUGGUGGAUACCACAGAAACGGCAGUCAAGCUUUGUAUGGCCAAGGCAAUAUCAGUGGUUCAAAAAGUGAUAGCACUUUAUCUUCUCAUCCACUUCACAGAGGUCAUGAAAAGAAAAUAGUUUAUAAAUCUCCAUUACCACCAGUGGGGUGUCCUUUGGGCUUUCCUGAGCCACUUCCUGAAGUGGGCAGAACAGGCAGCUUUCAGGGGCCUGCUUACAAUGCAGAAGAAAUGAAAUUAUCGUCUCUCCCUGAGAUGUCCUUCCUUGCAACAACAGAAAAGUUCCUUCAAGAGGAAGAGAAACAUGCUAGAGAUUUUGAAGAACAUUUAAAUUCACACCUUGAAGAGCUGCAAAGAUAUUCUGAAAAUACUCUAAAAAAAUAUGCCAGGAUGCAGCAAAACAGGCAUACUUAAGCCAGUCACACAAUUAAGAAAAGCAAACCAAGUAAUCACUCAUGAGUUUCUCAAACUAAAAUCUGCAACUAGCUGCUUAAUGUAUUUAGGCACAUUGCCAGUAAUGUUUAUUUGUAACACCAAGUUUUCAAGAAAAUCAUCAUUAUCCUACAGGUUUAAGUAUAUUGUAACUUGACUGUAUUAAAAAAUAAACUCUAAACACAUUCUAAAAUAUAGAGGUGGGUUUUGCACAGUUAAAUUGUGUGCAGCAGAGACCCUGUUGCAGCACUGUAAAUUAAGAUACUUACAAUUCUGUAAUGUACAGAGGGCUAAUAAGUGGAAUUAUUCCCUUGA